AUGUCGGGAUGGGCGGGGCUGAUUUUCGGAUUUUUGUUAGACAACUCAGUGCAUGGAUUACACAGCCGAGUUCGGAGAGCAGGAAGAACAGGAAGUGAAGGGGCCCAGCAGCUGACAAGCUCUCUCUCCCUCUGCCUUUCUGUUACGUUAGCAGCCGAUCCCCAGCCUCCUGGUAUUCUCUCCCUGCACAACUCAGUGCUCUGAUGUCGGCUCUCCUUCCUGCAUGAUCUUCGAUUUACCUUAAAUAAAUUGAGCCCUUGGAAUCAGAAGACACAAUGGAAGCUUCAUUUACCUCACAGCAGACCUAUAUUGAUGAGUUCAGUUCUGUAGAAUACCUCAAGACGUAUUAUGACCCAGGGCAUGGAAAACUGUCCGAGUGGAUGCAAUUUGUAUUGCAAAUUCUUCAUGGAGUAUUUUCUUCAGGUGGCGUUGGAGGAGACACUAUAAUUGAUAUCGGUACUGGUCCAACCAUCUAUCAACUUCUCUCUGCUUGUGAGGUUUUCAACAACAUAAUUGUGUCCGAUUUCUUGGAACAAAACCUUGCUGAACUGAAGAAAUGGUUAAAGAAGGAACCUGGGAAAUUCGACUGGACAUCAUGUGUCAAAAGUGUGUGUGAACUGGAAGGAAAUAGAAUCAGCUGUGAGGAAAAAGCGGAGAAGCUCCGUAGUAAGGUGAAAGAGGUUCUCAGAUGUGAUGUCCUGAAGAAAAAUCCUUUAGAUCCCCGAACAUUACCACCUGUGGAUUGUGUUAUGUCUUGCCUCUGUCUUGAAGUAUCUUGUAAAGAUAUGGAUUCCUUUUACAAUGCCCUAACAAAUUUAAAGGUCUUAAUCAAGCCUGGGGGGCAUCUACUACUUUUGAGCAUGUUAAAUGGUAGCUACUACUCAGUUGGUGACAAGUAUUUUAGUUCCUUGCCUAUAACAAAAGAGGGACUAGAGAAGGCACUUAGAGAUGCUGGUUAUGACAUUUUGGAAACGAAAUUUACUGCCCAGAAUUAUCAGUCAGAGGUGGAUAUUUUUUCUGCUGACACUCAUUAUUUUGUCCAUGCUCGUAAACCAGUGUAACUGUAAUGAUUUCCAAACAAAUUAUAUUAGUACCGUAUUUUCUGGCAUAUAAGACGACUUUUUACACCGGAAUUACACAGCCAAAAUCCGGGGGUCGUCUUAUACGACGGGGACAGCAGCUGCUCGAUCGAUAUCCGGGUGCUCUGUACGGCUGCAUUUAUU
This is a messenger RNA of Rana temporaria (common frog), 1223 nucleotides long. Its product is annotated as nicotinamide N-methyltransferase-like. The record is from RefSeq and is a predicted model, not a curated record. The transcript is spliced from 4 exons. Gene Ontology annotation, molecular function: N-methyltransferase activity. The coding region runs from base 276 to 1061 and encodes 261 amino acids. Gene Ontology annotation, cellular component: cytosol. Lineage: Eukaryota; Metazoa; Chordata; Amphibia; Anura; Ranidae.